CAAAAUGGAAUCUCCCCACGCAGCCCAACAAUCCUUGCUUCUCUCCAGAAUCAUAACCAACGUAGAGAAGCUCAACGAAGCGAUCCUAGUCCUCAACUCAUCCCUCCAAAAAAUCAACGUCGAAAACAUGAACGUGGAAUUAGUGGCAGCAAUGUUCAAGAACUAUCAAAGCAACGUCCUCUUCCACUUGGAAGCGACGGAUAGCCUGAAGGAGCCUUCUUGAAUUUUCCAUCACGAAGAGUGCACGGACUGGGAGGUUUUAUUAUCGUGGCGGGAGGAGUAUGAGGGGAGUUGGUGAAAUUUAGCGUCAGUCCUGCAGCGAAAGCAGUUCUGC
This is a messenger RNA of Pseudocercospora fijiensis CIRAD86, 334 nucleotides long. RefSeq lists its product as uncharacterized. Gene Ontology annotation, cellular component: mitotic spindle; DASH complex. The transcript is spliced from 2 exons. The record is from RefSeq and is a predicted model, not a curated record. NCBI's taxonomy places the organism in Eukaryota, Fungi, Ascomycota, Dothideomycetes, Mycosphaerellales, Mycosphaerellaceae. Bases 5 to 223 code for a protein of 72 amino acids. Gene Ontology annotation, biological process: attachment of spindle microtubules to kinetochore.